AUGGGGGAGAAUUUACGGGCAGAUACUAUCAAGAACCAAUAUUUGUGCUACAAUAAUCAACAAAAAUUAUUCUUUUUAAUACAAGUUAUUUCGCAAUUAUCAGUUUCAAUGAUUCUUGCAAAAUUUAAAAAAUGUAAAUAUAUUCAUAAAGAUAAGGUUUGUUUAAUUGAAUCUGUUAAAUUCAAUACGAAUAGCCUUAUCCGCGGUUAUUUAAGUCUAUUGCAUUGUGGAUUUUUCGCCGGUGUCAAUCGUAUAGUCAAUUGUGGUUUUUGUUUCUCUGUGUUGUUUUGUGGAUUCUCGUCCCUAAUCAAUUUUCCUAUCAAUUUCCUGUACUUUAUUUGCAAUUUUUAUGUGGCAAUUGCCGACUCCCUUGAGAAAAGUGGUGAGGACAAUGGUGAACAGGAUCAAAAACACAAACAUGGUAAACGCUCAAAGAAAGAACAUGAUUCUACUGGCCAAUCGCGUAAGUUUCAGUUUUUUAGGUGUCCUUGGUUAAAACCCACCAAGAAAAAGAAGAAUAAAAUGGGUGAAAUAAAAGUACCUGAUCAGCAGCACGUGAUGUUUUCGCUGGGUGAACAGCAUGCUGAUGACGAACCGCGGCAAUCACCAGCCUUUGUAGAACUAGAUGAGCUCUACACUGAUCCGACUUCGGGAAAUCCACCAGAAUGGAGAGAAGUGGCCAGAUGGUUCCACAUCUCCAGCAGUUGUUUUUUUCCGAUUUUAUUUGUUGACACCAAAAUUCCCAGUAACUUAUCAACUUUUCUUUACCCUACAAAACGUAAUGUUGUUUCCAUUGACAAACUCACGUUUUCAGGCGAACCAUGUUUCGAAUAUUUUCGUGACUGGCCAGCACUUUCACUAGUUUUUACAUAUAUCUGCCGCCUUUAUGCCUCACCUGGGCGGCAUAUUUGGGCAGACUUGAAAAGUAAAGAGAAAAAGGAUCUCACUCCCUUGGUGGCCAAAAUGCAGGUCACUUGGGCUGCCAAGAGUGAACUUGGUUCUGUUAACGACCCGUACAGACUCAGUCCUUCAUGGAAGUUGCCUUUUGAGGGAAUCUUGUUUUUUGCAAAAGUUGAAAUGGGUCAUAAAUUUCGUGCCUAUUUCACCGCACUACCACUCAAGUUGUCUUUGAAGUCAGGUCAUAUGAAUAUAAAAGAAGCUGUUAGAAAGCAGAAAGUGUCUCGAGAAGCAUAG
Molecule: messenger RNA, 1194 nt
Organism: Echinococcus granulosus
Lineage: Eukaryota; Metazoa; Platyhelminthes; Cestoda; Cyclophyllidea; Taeniidae
Exons: 12
Coding region: 1-1194 (397 amino acids)
Source: RefSeq, a predicted model, not a curated record